Antrostomus carolinensis (chuck-will's-widow) is the source of this 2285-nucleotide messenger RNA. Its product is annotated as N-acetylated-alpha-linked acidic dipeptidase 2. The coding region runs from base 63 to 2285 and encodes 740 amino acids. The record is from RefSeq and is a predicted model, not a curated record. Gene Ontology annotation, molecular function: carboxypeptidase activity. The transcript is spliced from 19 exons. Lineage: Eukaryota; Metazoa; Chordata; Aves; Caprimulgiformes; Caprimulgidae.
GGAGGAAGGCAGCUGCUUGCCUGUCCUCGCAGCCUGCAAAGCUGCCGGCCACUAGUGCCCAUAUGGCCAGGAGCAAGGCCACCCUCUGCACAUGGCUGGGCUGCCCCGGGCUGCUGGGCUGUUUCUUGCUGGGCUUUCUUGCAGGAUGGUUUACAAAACCGACUGAAAAAAACCCCUACUCUUCAGAUGUCUAUCAAAAUGUAAGACAGAAACUUGUGGCUGAAAUGAAAGCAGAAAACAUCAAGCAAUUCCUUCGCUCAUUUACCAAGCUGCCUCAUCUCGCAGGAACUGAACAGAAUCUUCUUCUUGCCAAACAAAUUCAAGGCCAGUGGAAAGAAUUUGGACUGGAUUCAGCAGAACUUGUUCAUUAUGAUGUGCUUCUUUCGUACCCAAAUGAAAAGCAGCCAAACUACAUCUCAGUAAUUGAUAAUCAAGGGAAUGAGAUUUUCAACACAUCAUUGUUUGAACCACCUCCACAGGGGUAUGAAAAUGUUACUGAUAUACUGCCACCAUAUAAUGCUUUUUCAGCACAAGGAGUGCCAGAGGCAGAUCUGGUGUAUGUGAAUUAUGGCCGCACUGAAGAUUUUUUUAAGCUGGAGCGUGAAAUGGGAAUUAACUGUACAGGAAAGAUUGUCAUUGCCAGAUAUGGGAAGAUCUUCAGAGGAAACAAAGUUAAAAAUGCCAUAUUAGCAGGAGCCCAAGGGAUCAUACUUUAUUCAGACCCUGCUGACUACUGUGCCCCAGGAGUAGAUCCCUAUCCAAGUGGCUGGAACCUUCCAGGUGGAGGAGCGCAGCGUGGGAAUGUGUUAAACCUGAAUGGAGCUGGGGACCCUCUAACACCCGGUUAUCCUGCAAAAGAGUACACUUUCAGGUAUAAAGUUAAUGAAGGUGUAGGGAUUCCCAAAAUCCCAGUUCAUCCCAUUGGAUAUCAUGAUGCAGAAGUAUUAUUACGUGCAAUGGGAGGACCUGGAGCUCCAGACAGCAGCUGGAAGGGAGGUCUUAAUGUUUCUUAUAACUUAGGGCCAGGAUUUGCAGACAACUCUUCUACAAGAAAAGUCAGAAUGCAUGUUCAUACAAACAAUAAAAUAACACGAAUAUACAAUGUCAUUGGCAUCCUCAGAGGAGCUGCGGAACCAGACAGAUAUAUUAUUUUAGGAGGUCAUAGAGACUCUUGGGUAUUUGGUGGUAUUGAUCCAACUACGGGUGCAGCUGUUCUGCAAGAGGUUGUACGCAGUUUUGGUAAAAUGAAGAUGGAAGGUUGGAGACCUAAACGAACUAUUAUUUUUGCCAGCUGGGAUGCAGAAGAAUUUGGAUUAUUGGGUUCCACAGAAUGGGCUGAGGAAAAUGCCAGAGUCCUUCAGGAACGGGCAGUUGCUUACAUCAACACAGAUUCUUCUAUAGAAGGCAACUACACACUGAGAGUUGACUGCACUCCUCUUCUCUACAAACUGGUGUAUAAUCUGACAAAAGAGAUUUUAAGCCCUGAUGAGGGUUAUGAAAAUAAAUCUCUUUAUGAGAGUUGGCUUGAGAAAGAUCCUGCAACUGAAAAUAAUAGCUAUCCCAGAAUAAACAAACUGGGAUCAGGCAGUGAUUUUGAAGCUUAUUUUCAGCGACUGGGGAUUGCAUCAGGCAGAGUCCGUUAUACCAAGAAUAGGAAAGCAGACAAAUUCAGCAAUUAUCCUGUUUAUCAUACUGUCUAUGAAACCUUUGAGUUAGUGGAAAAGUUUUAUGACCCCACCUUCAAGAAACAGCUAACAAUUGCCCAGUUACGAGGCAAACUGGUUUAUGAACUGGCAGAUUCCCAGGUCAUUCCAUUCGACUGUAGAGAUUAUGGAGAAGCCUUAAAAGGAUAUAGCAAUAGAAUUUAUAAAUUGGCCAAGAAACAUGAAGAACAGCUGAAAACUUACAAAGUAUCAUUUGAUUCUCUUUUUUCUGCUGUGGUGAACUUCUCAAAGGCUGCUGCUGAAUUUCACAGGAGACUUGAACAAAUAUAUAUAUACAGUCCAGUCGCAGUGCGAAUCAUGAACGAUCAGCUGAUGUUUAUAGAAAGAGCUUUCAUUGAUCCUCUUGGCUUACCAGGGAGGAAGUUUUACAGACACGUCAUCUUUGCUCCAAGCAGUCACAACAAGUAUGCUGGAGAGUCCUUCCCGGGGAUCUAUGAUGCCAUGUUUGAUAUUGAAAGCAAAGCAGAUCAGCAUGAGGCCUGGGAGGAAGUAAAGAGGCAGGUUUCCAUCGCAGCCUUCACUGUGCAGGCAGCAGCAGGGACACUGAAAGAGGUAGCAUAG